AUGCCUCCCAGAAGGUCUGGCAAAGCUCGAAAGCGGCCACAGGCUGAGACAAGCCGCUCGCCUUCCCCCAACCAUCCCGCAAAGCAGCCAAAGCUAUCAGCUUCACCACCCCCAAGUCCUGAAGAGAAGAAGGCGCGCAGAUCGAACAAGCCCGAUGAAGGAUGUCCCGGCUGGUGGCCUCCCGAGUAUGCACCUGCCGGCAAGCCACUCCCCGCCAACAAGGCCGGCAUGCGAAAGGUCAUCAAGGCCUUUCAGGACGCCGACCGCGAUCCCGCCGAGCUGUGGACUGAGGGAGGUCUGAUGGUCCAGCUUAUCCGUCAAGACCCUGUCGGGAGAAUCCACCAGCGAAUCUUUGACAAGAUUGACUUUGACAAUCUGGUGCCGAAGAAGCUUUCACAGACCCAAAGACAAGAGGUGCUCAGCAGCGAAGAUGAGCAAGCCCCGAUUGACAGAGAGAAUGUCGAGCCGACGCCUGAGCCUCUUGCAGAGUCAGUAACGAUCACCGAAACAUCAGCCCUCGAAGUCACAGAGUCCAACAGUAGACAGCCUCAGAUCACCUAUGUACUCAAACCUGUGAGCGCUACCAUCGAGGCCCUACGAAACGGUGACGGACUGGACAGCCACGACAUGGCGCGGUGUGCGAAUCUAUUCCCUCGCCCUCCAGAUUGGUACAUCUUCCCACCCGGUUCCUCCUUCACAGGCGCCGACAAAAUUCACACUCAACAUCCUUGUCUGAAAGUCCGGCACAUCGCAUUCUUUGUCUACAAUCAAGACGAGGACCAAUGGGCGCUGUGUCAUCUUGAUGUGGGCAAGGCAAUCUUGGUCCACCAUUUAACAAACCAUGUCACCAAGGCGUCUGUAGAGGAACUUGUGGAUUGGUUGAGAUCGCAACCAAAGCUCAACAUGAAAGGGAUGAUGUUUAUGAAGCAGCCGGGCCCAAUCCACAUAGACGCUCCCAGCGGUGGUAUCUAUUCCCUUGUCUUUCUGAAAUGUCUCAUGGCUAAUGACAGGGUUCCUCGAUUCGUUAACAUCGCAACAGCCCGUAUGGAAUUGAUCAAGAUGAUCGGAUCCGCCAAUUCAGAUGGAAACUUGGUAAUCAAAGAAUUGACCUUCACCCAAGACGCUGACUUAAACGGGGGGGCGAUUCCGACUGGGGCGCCAAAGGAUUCGGCUAUCCCCAUUGAUCCUGAGCUUCGAGCGCAUUCUUCUAUACCCGACUCGGCACAGCCUUCAACCCACGCGAAGCAGGACCAUGUCGUGUUGUCUCCUCGUCCGGUGAUGCUAAAGAAACCAGAGCAGCCCUUGCUCAUUUCGCCAUUCGAGAGUUCCCCGAAGCCCACAUCCGAUGAACAUGAUCUUGGGCGACCUACAGACGAUGAAGAAGCGACCAGUAAAUGUGCAGACACUGCACCUACAGACAAUGCACAAGCAUCAGAGACCAACACACCCCUGAGCGAUUCCGAAGAUCCUCUCACCCUCGCCCAAUCUCUCGAAGUGAACUUCACAGCUUUUCUCAACCAACGACGCAAGCUUGAAGCCUGCGUACAGGCCGAGAAGUUGAACGCAAAGAAGAAUGAUGAGACGAUCGCUGAGCUCAAGCAAACUCGAGUCGAACUCAGCAAAAAGAACAGCAGGAGCACAUACGAGCUGAGAUGCAAGGUUUCUGAGUUGGAGACACAACUUGAAGCAGCAAAGGUAGCGCUGGAAACUGCGAAGAUGGCGGAAAAGGAGUCUGACGUCCGCCUCACGGAACUUGGGGACAAGAUUCGAGGUGAAGAUAGAAGUAAGGCUGAAGCUGCUGGGAGGAUCAAGCAAUGGGAGGCUACGCUGGCCAAGACUGCCUUCCAGUCUAUGUAG
This is a messenger RNA of Fusarium musae, 1857 nucleotides long. RefSeq lists its product as uncharacterized. The transcript is spliced from 2 exons. The record is from RefSeq and is a predicted model, not a curated record. The coding region runs from base 1 to 1857 and encodes 618 amino acids. Lineage: Eukaryota; Fungi; Ascomycota; Sordariomycetes; Hypocreales; Nectriaceae.